GAUACGUCGCAGCGGAAAUGGAGUCGGGAACACUGGCAAGAGUGUUGCACGACUUCCUUACCACCGUCGACGGAGAACUAAGCCUUUCUAAAGGACAUUAUUUCCUGAUACAUGAAAUCAUAGAUAAGCAUUGGUGCUUCGGUCAGUCUCAAGACAGAGUUGGCAGGUUUCCUUUGAGCCAUUUGCAUAAAGUGGAAAUUCCUCAACUGAGUGAGACAGAAGAACUGUUUGUCGCUCUAAUUGGUUUUCCUGGACAAGAAACUGGAGACCUGUCCUUUGCACAAGGAGAACUCAUAAUUGGAACAAGGAAUAUUGGUUCAGGAUGGUAUGUGGGCAGGACAAGUUUGAAAAAUGGUAUUUUUCCAACAACACAUACAUGGCAACUUGAUACAAUGUUGAUAAAGAAAACAAUGAAAAAGAAAUCAAUAAGAAAAAAAGCCAAAGUAAAGACAACAUUGAAAGCUCAACUUGACGAAGAGUUGGAUCUAACCGCAGGAGAGAUGAUCAUUGUCACAGAAAUUUUGGAUGAUGGUUGGUGUCGUGGAGUUACAGAAGAUGGUAGAGAAGGCAUAUUGCCAGAAGGAUUUAUAUUCUACGUAGAUGCAGAUGAAGACACAAUCGAUCAGGGAGAAGUAACGUCCACAACAAAGAGUAAUUUUGCACCUUCCUCAACAUCUUGCGAUAACACAAUUUACAAAGAUUUUGGCGAAAGUCCUUCCAUCAAUUCCUACAUGAACUUAUUCAAUGAGCCUGCUCCAAGCUACUUCGAUUUGUUCCCAGAGGCUUUAUCAUCAACUAAUGAUACAAGUGACACACAGUGCAGUACUCAUAUGAGUUCCGACGACGUUAAGCCGUAUGCUAUAACAUUAUAUCCAUUUAAUGCGCAGUUUCCAAACGAGCUAAGUUUCGGAAUGGGUGAAGUGGUGCAUCUCACCAGGCACAUCGAUACCGAAUGGAUGGAGGGUAUAAUCGAUAAUGCGAGAGGCAUUUUUCCAUCAUCUUAUGUCAAUAUUAUAGUCGAUUGUGCGGAAUCUAAUCAGAAUCAAGUUCAGUCUGAAGUAAUUCCUGCGAAAAAAGAUGCUUUAGAGUCGGGCGCUACUGUAAAAGUGCGAUUCACUUUUGAAGCCCAGAUGGAUGGUGAUUUGAGUGUCCACGAGGGAGAAGUUGUUACUGUGGUAGAAAUGGCUAACGAGGAUUGGGUGAAUGUGAAGGAUAAAAAUGGCCUGAUCGGUUUGUGUCCGCGAGAAUACUUGAAUUCAGUGUCCGAGCAUUCCUCGGACAGCUUGCAGGAAUCGAAUUUGGAAGAAUUCGAAGAUUUUGUGUUGGUUAGGCAUAAGGAAGCGAGUGCCGUCGUGCACGAGGAAGAAAAACCAAAAAGAAUGUCGCAACCACACAGGCCAGCACCACCAGCUCCGGCUCCAGGUAGAGUGCCAUUACAGAGAGAAGCUAUUGUAAAUGGAGAAGUGUCCGCUCAGGAAACUCAAGAAAAUGAACCUGCAAUGAGUAAUCCAAUUGAUAUGAAGCAAAAGCGCGCGGAUCAGCGACAAAAUGUAAUAUCGGAGUUAGUUAUGACAGAGAAGGAAUACGUUCGCGAUUUAAAGUUGACAUACGAGACAUUUAAUUUACAUAAUCCGAGUUUUCUCCAAUCGAAAGGGAUCGAUGUCGCUACGUUGUUUGGAAAUAUUUUGGAAGUUAUUCAUGUUGCUGAAGAAUUACUGGAUAUGGUCUUGAAAACAAUGAAAGGCUGUGACGAAAACUUCCAAAUGGUCGGGCCUUGUUUUGUGAAAAUGGCUGAGAAAUUGAAAAAUGUUUAUGUUAAGUAUUGUGGAAAUCAUGAAGCAGCGUUAAUUUUAUUAAAAAAGUAUGAAAAUAACGAAGAGAUCAUGAAAGUAUUUAACAAAGGUAUCGAGACAUUACGUCGCCAAGUUGCUUGCUUUGAUAUGAGCUCCAUCCUGAUAAAACCGGUUCAAAGAAUUUUGAAGUAUCCGCUAAUGUUAUAUGAAUUAAUAAAGUGUACGGAAGAUGAUCAUCCAGAUAAAGCGACUACAGAAGAAGCAUGGCAGGUUAUGACAAAUGUAGCCAGUUACAUCAACGAGUACAAACGCAGGAGAGAUAUCGUGUCCAAAUAUUUAGACAAUGAUAACACUUUAAUUGGCAAAAUGUCGAAAUUAAGUAUGCAUUCUGUGGCGAAAAUGUCUACAAGGCUAAGCACAAAAUUGUCGGCGACUCUAGGACUGACAAAUGUCGCGAGCGAUACCGAAUUCGAGGAGCUUGAAAAACAAUUUCACUCUAUAGAGAAAUGUACGUGGCAAUUGGCAAAAGACGUUGAGCAAUGUACCGUGCAUUUGAACGAAGAAGCCAUGUCUGGUGAAGUGAUAGCCGAAUUUCUGGCUCAUUAUUAUCAGGGAACUCCAACUGCUGAGGUAAAAAAAUUGCGACAUAUCAGAUCAACAAUUUGGUCUCAAUACGUGCAGGAUUUCAAGUCAUGUAUCGAAAAGAGGGUCAGCGCGCCGUUACAUCUCUUAACUACUCUGUUAGAAGGACCAGCGGUGUUAGUAGCGAAGAGACGCGACAAGUUGCUGGAUUACGACGCUGCUAUUUCUAGGAGUGAGAAAUAUAAAGAAUCAAAAAUUGUUCAAGAAGAAUUAUUUACUGCCAAGAGUAAUUACGAAGCAAUGAAUCAGCAGUUGCUGGAGGAAUUACCGAUGUUACUUGACGCCGCGACGAAUAUUUUAGUCAAUUGCAUAAGCACUUUCGCGGGCGCCCGAAAAUUGCUAAGCGGAAGAAUUACUCAGCAAUAUUUGACUCUUUGCGAGACGUCGCCGCAAUUAUCAUCGCAAGAUGUGCUGGAGUCUUUUCUUGUAAAUCAUAAUUUAGUGUGGAAUCAAAUAACACGCUUUGCGUUCGCUGGCACAAAUCCUCGAAUCGAGGAGAGCCAAUCACAGUUGUGCACGCAAACUGAAAAGCAGAGAUCCUUGCUUAGAGAGAAAUAUACAAUAGACAAGUUAUAUGUGGUGGUUGAAGACGUUGCCAGCACUUCCGCGCUGGAUGUAGCUGCUGCGAAAAACACGUUGAUCGCGGCCAUAAAAAAGCAGGAUCCGAUGGGAGAUACAGCGAGGUGGUACGUCGACACUGGAGUCACUCAGGGAUUUUUGCCCUCUCAAAAGCUGAGACCGGUUCAGCGGCAGAGCCAGCACCAAGAUCAAAUCGCGUCGGACGUCGUUGGUACUGCGAAGAAGAACUCCAGUCCUCCGAAUUUGAUGUCGCUGGAUUCCCCGGAGAAGGAAAUCAUCAAGGCGUCUCAAUCGCAUCUGCAAGAUUUGCUAUCGUUAGAUGUGAAUCAAGAGCCGAGAGUAAAUCACAGUUAUAGCAACAUUCCGGAAGCACCGAGAGUACAGGUGUAUCAAAAUAUACAUAGCGAAUUUUAUUACGCGAUGUACGAUUUUGCUGGGAACAUGCCGGGUACAUUGCCGAUCACUACCGGCCAAGCCCUGAGACUGCUCCGACCUCACGACGAGAAAGGAAACAACGAGUGGUGGCUCGUAGAGAAUCGUGACGGUAAACAAGGCUACGUUCCGCGAAAUUAUUUAAGUUCGACAAUUGAACUAAAGUCAUAGCUAAAGCCAUAAUGAUGAAGAUGAAAUCAAACUAUAAAGCACAAGUUUUACAUUUAUAAUAUUACAAUCAUACUGUAAGAUCGUGACAAUUAAUUUCCUUGAAAAAUUGUUAAUGAAAUUUCGAUAUUAGUUCUGAUCUAUAAUUGGAUUCAGCUGUGAUUUUUCCACAAAGUAUAUAAUACAUAUUAUUAAUAUAUAGUAUAAUAUAGUAAAUUAAUUGAUGAAGAAGCUUAUAAAUUCUUUUCAUUUAAUUGAAAUGCAAAAAAAGAGCUUUAUUCUGGUCUGAUUAAUCUUACAGGUUUAAAAAGAUAAUUAAUUAGAAUUCGAAUGUAUCCACGCGUCAAUACUCGAGGAUAAUUUUUGAACUUCUCAUUAGAGUACUUAGGUUUAUACAUGUUUCAUAUUUAUAGAAUUUUUUAAGAUUUUUACACAUUUAUCAUUCGUUUUAUUGUUAUAUGCGUGUAUAAACAGUGUAUAUAGUGUAUAUAGUAUUUUAUCGAAAAUAACACGUUUCUUCUGUGAUGCUUGAAUUAUAAUUAAUUUUACAGAAUUAAUAAUUAAUAUCAUUGUAAAGGAAAUUAUACAUAUGUUCUUGCCUAACAAAAUAAUGUUCUAGUAAAAUAUUUUUGUUAUAUAUGCCGCAAGCUCAUCGAUAUACAAACUUCUGAUUUUUUCUAUUUCUAUAGAAGAAUACGAAGAACAUUUCUCUCAAUGCACUGUUAUGCUUAAACUGAUCUUUAUAUUACUUUUUCGAGUGCAAUUUCUAAUGUAUAUUUGUAUAGUGUUAUAUUUGUCGAAAAUUAUACAUUACA
Molecule: messenger RNA, 4429 nt
Organism: Linepithema humile (Argentine ant)
Lineage: Eukaryota; Metazoa; Arthropoda; Insecta; Hymenoptera; Formicidae
Product: rho guanine nucleotide exchange factor 38-like
Biological process (GO): intracellular signal transduction
Cellular component (GO): cytoplasm
Molecular function (GO): protein binding; guanyl-nucleotide exchange factor activity
Source: RefSeq, a predicted model, not a curated record